AGUUCCCUUGGUUCCCUGGCCUCUGACUUACUUGGAUGGGAACAUGGCCUUAAAAAAAGACUGCUGAGUAUUUCAGAUAUAGAUAAUGGGUCUUCACCAGAAAUAGACCCCUAUGAGCUAAACUAGCAGUGUAGUGUGGCUUUUUUUUCUUUUCUCUUUUUCAAUUCUGUUAGCAACAAACCACAAACUGGCCUCUGACACUGAAUUUUUUUUAAAAGCUCAUUUCAACUCUCCCACACAUAAGUAGUGAGGAGAACAGGGUAGGGGUUUUCUAUUGAGGACCUUUUCUUCUUCACAGCCGCCUUCUGAAAUGUAUGGAACAAGUGGUGAAUGGUUUCCUAGCUUUUCAAAGCUUACAAGGGAUUCGAAGUCUUGAAACUUUCUGAGUCUCAAUGGACUAUUUCUCACACAACUCAGAUACUGCUGUUCAUGCAUGAAUUAGGUAUGUUACCACUACCGCCAUGGCUUAGUAGACAAGGCAUAUCAGUCCAGCCACACUUGUUUUGCAGGAGAAUUUCUGGCAGAGCAUUGAGGGUUCUGUGUGGGUGGAGAAACUAGAUAGGGAGUGAAGGUAUAAAAAAUCAUGCAUCCUGUGGUGAGGAGUAUUAGGAUGGGGAUGUUUAUAUAGCUUUCCUUAGGUAAGAUUAUAGUAUGUCAAUCACCCCGGGAUGAAAAUAUAAAACAGAAAAGUUUUUUUUUUUAAAGCGAGCAUAUUAUUUGAUGUUGCUUCCGCUUCUGGUGGGUUUUUGUGAACAAAAAGAAGGAGUAGGACCUAGAAAACCAGCAUGUCGUAGCAAACCAAAAGAUUUGUUUGUGGUUAGUUGGCAAAAUGUUCUGUAUCAGUUGCAUGAAUUCUUUGCACUUUGUUCUUUUCGUGCUGAUACUCCAGAUUCUUUUUUAGGUCCUCUUUCUAAUAGUUGAACCAGGCCACAUAGAAAGCACUGUAAUUGUACCUGUGAAUUGGCAAGAAGCAAGUGCUCUCCCUUGAUUCUGCUGCACGAGGAGGAGAAUGGGCUGUGAUCUGAACUGUGGGCUCAUUACUGGAGCCAUUAUUGGUGCUGUCCUGGCUGUGUUUGGAGGCAUUCUCAUGCCGGUUGGAGACCUGCUCAUUGAGAAGACAAUCAAAAGGGAAGUUGUCCUUGAAGAAGGAACCAUUGCUUUCAAAAACUGGGUGAAAACGGGCACCACUGUGUACAGACAGUUUUGGAUCUUUGACGUGCAAAACCCAGAGGAAGUGGCAAAGAAUAGCAGCAAGAUCAAGGUUAAACAGAGAGGUCCUUACACAUACAGAGUUCGUUAUUUAGCCAAGGAAAAUAUAACUCAGGACCCCAAGGACAGCACUGUCUCUUUUGUACAACCCAAUGGAGCCAUCUUUGAGCCUUCACUGUCUGUUGGAACAGAGAAUGACAACUUCACAGUUCCCAAUCUGGCUGUGGCAGCUGCACCACAUAUCUACCAAAACUCAUUUAUUCAAGGUGUGCUCAACAACCUUAUCAAAAAGUCCAAGUCUUCUAUGUUCCAAACACGAAGUUUGAAGGAACUCCUGUGGGGUUACAAAGAUCCAUUCUUGAGUUUGAUUCCAUAUCCUAUAAGUACCACAGUUGGUGUGUUUUAUCCUUACAAUAACACUGUAGAUGGAGUUUAUAAAGUUUUCAAUGGAAAGGAUAACAUAAACAAAGUUGCCAUAAUUGAUACCUAUAAAGGGAAAAGGAAUUUGUCCUAUUGGAAAAGUUAUUGCGACAUGAUUAAUGGCACAGAUGCAGCCUCCUUUCCACCUUUUGUUGAGAAGUCUCGAACACUGAGGUUUUUUUCCCCUGACAUUUGCAGGUCCAUCUAUGCUGUGUUUGAAUCUGAAGUGAACCUUAAAGGAAUCCCCGUGUACAGAUUUGUUCUUCCAGUUAACGCCUUUGCCUCCCCACUCCAGAACCCAGACAACCACUGUUUCUGCACUGAAAAAGUAAUCUCAAAUAACUGUACGUCUUAUGGUGUGCUGGACAUUGGCAAGUGCAAAGAAGGAAAGCCUGUGUACAUUUCUCUUCCACAUUUCCUACAUGCAAGUCCUGAUGUCUCAGAACCUAUCCAAGGUUUGAAUCCUAACGAAGAUGAACAUAGGACAUACUUGGAUGUGGAACCCAUAACUGGAUUCACUCUACAGUUUGCAAAACGACUGCAGGUCAACAUACUGGUCAAGCCAGCUAGAAAAAUAGAAGCACUGAGGAAUCUGAAGAGACCUUACAUUGUACCUAUACUGUGGCUAAAUGAGACUGGGACCAUUGGCGAUGAGAAAGUGGAAAUAUUCAGAAACCAAGUGACUGGGAAAAUAAACCUCCUGGACCUGGUAGAGAGGGUCUUACUUGUUGUUGGAGUACUGAUGUUUGUGGCUUUUAUGAUUUCAUACUGUGCUUGCAGAUCUAAGAAUGGAAAAUAAGUAAGUGCUCAUCAAAGUAGUGGAUGAGCCUACAUUAUGCACUAGUUACAUCUUUGGUAAAACCAAUCUCCAAAACGAAGACUUAAUACAUGCUUGUUUUUAUAAAACACACCUAUCUGUAGUUGAAGAAAUGGUGGUGUGCGCUCUCUCUCUCUCUCUCUUAUUGCAGAUAUAUAUUUAUUUAUAUAUUGCAAUAAGCUACAGCAUAUUUCAAAAAGAUUAAUAUGUCACUAAGCCUAUAUUUUUUAAUAAAAUCUUGUAUUUUGUUAAGUCCAUCAUCUGCAACUGAGUGGACUUCAAUUUCCGCAGAACCAAUUAUCUUUUUUGGUUCUAAUUUACUGAUAUUUUUUUCCUGUUGGCAAGUUUCAAGAAUGUAUAUUCCUAGAAACAUUUUGUUCCUCAUCGAAGUAAACUGUUAUCAUGUCUGGGGUGGCCCUUUCAUUUAUAGCAAAUGUUCCUUGUGACUGUCAGCACAUGAUAUGUCAUAAGUAUUAUAUCAUUUUAAAGAUUUAAGGAUGAAAAAUGAACAAUUCACAUAUGAACCAUUGCUGAUAUAUUGUUUAAUCCUCUCCCUCUCUGGUGUCCUUGGCAACAACAAGGCCAGGUAUCACAGCUAUUGUUUUCUUUUUACUUUCUUACACAGAGCUUAUAUGUUCUGUUCCUCGCCAUGAAAUGAACUAUUUUUAGCACAUUUUAGCUCUUUAUUUUAAGUAUGUUGUCAAGUUCCAGGCUGCCUAGCUCUUUUAAAAACUGAGUAGGUUUUUCUCUUUCUGCUCAGCUGCAACUAAUGUAACUUCAGAGAGCUGUUAUAGUGUUAAAAGAUGUAAUUUAUAAUAAAUGGAUUAUGAUAUAGAAUCUUACAAAAGCUAGAAUGGGCUUUAAAUAUAUAUUUGUGGUAAUAUAUUCUGCUUUCAUAAUCACCCAGAAAGAACUGGUUUCUAAUAUUAAAGAUGUUCUUAAGUUCAAA
Rattus norvegicus (Norway rat) is the source of this 3395-nucleotide messenger RNA. Lineage: Eukaryota; Metazoa; Chordata; Mammalia; Rodentia; Muridae. The record is from RefSeq and is a predicted model, not a curated record.